UUCAGCAGUGUAAUCGAUUGCCAGGCUUGAGAUGGGCAGAGUGCUGUAUACGUGGUGAAGAGCUGUGAACAGCUAACGGCUAAUAAACUGGCUGGUCUACAGUCUCUCCGUGUGUAAUUCUGUAUUUAUGAGGAAUUGUGAGAGUUUUGAAGAGAAGACAUGCUGGAUUUCGCUAUUUUCGCGGUGACGUUUGUUGUGAUCUUGGUGGGUGCUGUGCUGUAUUUGUAUCCGUCUUCUAGAAGAGCCUCCGGAGUGCCAGGCCUCAAUCCCACUGAAGAGAAGGAUGGUAACCUACAGGACAUUGUAAACAGGGGAAGUCUGCAUGAGUUUCUGGUUGGUCUUCAUGACCAGUUUGGUUCAGUGGCAUCCUUCUGGUUUGGCCGGAGACCAGUAGUGAGUCUCGGCUCGGUUGGCCAGUUGCGACAGCACAUAAACCCAAACCGGACCACGGAUUCCUUUGAGACAAUGUUGAAAUCAUUGCUUGGGUACCAGUCAGGGACAGGCGUAGGAGGGACAGAGGCACUGAUGAGGAAGAAGGUUUAUGAAGGUGCCAUUAACAAAACACUGGAGAGUAACUUCCCCCUUCUGCUUAAGCUUGUUGAAGAAUUGGUUGGAAAAUGGGAGUUAUAUCCCAAGUCCCAGCACACCCCACUCUGUGCUCACCUGCUGGGGUUGUCCAUGAAGGCGGUCACUCAGCUCGCCAUGGGCAGUCGCUUUGCAAAUGAUACUGAGGUCAUUAACUUCCGUAAGAACCAUGGAGCGAUCUGGGCGGAGAUUGGUAAAGGUUUUCUGGAUGGCUCUCUUGAGAAAAGCUCCAGCAGAAAGGCUCAUUAUGAAUGCGCACUUGCUGAGAUGGAAUCUGUGCUAAAAUCUGUAAUUAAGGAGAAAAGUGGACGUGGUUCCAGCAAGUCAACUUUUAUGGACUCUCUACUGCAGGCUAAUUUGUCUGAAAGACAGGUAAUGGAGGAAAGCAUGGUAUUCACCCUCGCUGGCUGUGUCAUCACUGCAAAUUUGUGCAUCUGGGCUGUACACUUCCUCUCUAUAUCGGAAGCUGUGCAGGAGAAACUGCAUCAGGAGUUAAUAGAUGUGCUGGGGGAUGGACCUGUCUCCUUAGACAAAAUUCCACAGCUCAGAUACUGCCAGCAGGUUCUGAAUGAGACUGUACGCACGGCCAAACUCACCCCGAUUGCAGCCAGACUGCAGGAGGUGGAGGGGAAGGUGGAUCAGCAUGUCAUCCCUAAAGAAACCUUGGUCAUCUAUGCUCUGGGUGUGGUCCUUCAAGAUGCAGACACGUGGACAUUACCAUACAGGUUUGACCCAGAUAGAUUUACGGAUGAGUCGGUUAUGAAGAGCUUCUCACUGUUGGGAUUUUCAGGAAACCAGGCCUGCCCUGAGCUCAGAUUUGCCUACACAGUGGCUGCUGUACUGCUGAGCACCCUGGUGCGCAGACUCCGGCUACACAGAGUGGAGGGCCAGGUGGUGGAAUCCAAAUAUGAACUGGUGACCACACCCAAAGAUGACACCUGGAUCACAGUCAGCAAGUGGAACUAAACCAGUACACCUCAAUCACAGCCACUCCCAAAGGACAUUUUCUUGAGAUCACUUUGGAGUCUCCAUAUACUGCCCCCUAUUACCGGAAAUCCAGAUAUGGUUGUGUGAUGAUUUAAUUCCUUCCAGGGUCAGUUUCUCAGACCGGGAUUAAGCCUAGCUUUGAACUACAUUUUGCAUUUUGAAUGUAUAUUGUCUUUUAAAAGUUUAAUAUAGUCUGUGACUAGGCUUAAUCUCUGAGUCUAGGAAACUGUCCCAUAAUGUUGGUAGAGACCAGUAUUGUGGCUCAGAAGACUUGUGAUUUCUAAUGUGAUUUUGAUUAGAAUUUUUGAUUAUUAGAAUGUUCAAUGUUAUAUACAUGCUUCUCUUUAGGAAAGGAAUUUGGAUUUGGACCCACACGUCUUCUUUACAGCUAUUUUUUUUUUUACUACUAAUGAUAAUAAUAAUUAAAAAAAAGAUUUUAACAGAUUGACUCUUUUGUUUGUGAAUGGUUGCAAUAUGGCCAAAUUAAUUUAACAUACACUGCCUGGCUACAAAAAUUAAAAAUCGCCACCUGGAUUUAACUAAGCAAAUGAUCUGGGAUCAACAGUAUGUGUGGAAAGAAUGAGGUCAGCUGACUACCUGAAUAUAACUUACUGAAUAUAGACCAGGUUAUUCCAUCAAUAGAAUUGUGAAAGAGUGAUUCAGGGAGCAUGAGAUCAUCAUUUUUACACAUGGAUUGUUCACCAUAGAGUCCAGACCUUAACCUUUUUGAGAAUCUUUUGGGGUGUGCUGGAGAAGACUUUGUGCAGCGGUCAGACUCUACCAUCAUUAAUGAUGCAAGAUCUUGGUAAAAAAUGAAUGCAACAUUGGAUUGAAAUAAAUCUUGUGUCAUUGCAAAAGAUUAUCGAAACAAUGCCACACAGAAUGCAUGCUGCAAUCAAAGCUAAAAGUUGUCCAAGGUGUGACCUUUAUUUGGUGGCACCUUUUUUAAAUAAACAUUACUGAUGCUGGAGGUAUUUUAAAACCCUAAGACAAGGCUUAGUUUUGAAAAUAGUGACCAAAGACUCGUUUGGCUCAACCAGAGCAUUCCCAUUUUCUGCCAGUUUUUUUACAAGACGUUUAAACACUGAUCUGAGGAUUUGCUUGCAUUUAGCCUCAGUUUUACAGAGCUCCUGUGUUCAAGAGAAGAUGUUUUCUUUUUCUCUAGCUGAGGCUUGUCACUGAGGAUCCCAGCCAAUGUGCUCAUAUGGGGUUCACAAGGGCAAUGGCUCUAAGUGGGUUUUUAUAUGAAUGUUGUUUGUUUUUACUGUGACCCGUUUUGGCUCCACAUUCGGGCCCCGUCAGUACAGCCCUUUUUAUCUCACAUGGUCCCAUCUAGACAGGGUUCAACCCAAAUGAAGCCCAUGUUUAACGCAUCCUGGUCCCAACACUGACAACCGUAUGUGUCCAUAUUGGGACCACAUCCAUGAUGGAACCAAGUGAAAUAAAACAUGGGCCCGAUCUGGUUGUAAACUGCACAUAAAAUCUACAUUAGACCCAUUUCAGAUUAAGGACUGCUAGAAUGAUGAGGCAGACUAGGGUCAGCUUCCUAGCUAGCUAACUUUAUAUUGUGUUAAAAUUUUUAUAUUAAAAUGCUUUCUACAUGUUU
Molecule: messenger RNA, 3178 nt
Organism: Astyanax mexicanus (Mexican tetra)
Lineage: Eukaryota; Metazoa; Chordata; Actinopteri; Characiformes; Acestrorhamphidae
Gene: cyp20a1
Product: cytochrome P450 20A1
Exons: 13
Coding region: 160-1551 (463 amino acids)
Cellular component (GO): membrane
Molecular function (GO): iron ion binding; oxidoreductase activity, acting on paired donors, with incorporation or reduction of molecular oxygen; heme binding
Source: RefSeq, a predicted model, not a curated record